ACACACAGCCCCCACCCCCAGCGGAAGUGCUGCUGCCCUGAGUCACGUGGCGUGUAGGUUGCGCGGUGCUUCCUGCGGCGGAAGUGGCGUAACACCCAGGGCUGUUUCCGGUGUUGCCACUGCAGCCGGAGCCGCCGCCGCCGCCCGGGAUGUAGGGGCCGUGUGAAUGUUCAAGAACACAGAAGCUCAAGACCUUUUGUGUGUUGACCAGAUGUCGUCCCGCAAAGGGUCAGCAACCAGCCAAGGAAAUGGACUUUCCAACAGUAGCCGAGAAGGAGACGAUUUGGAGCUGACAGAACUGGGGCCGCUGCUAGAGGAGAAGGGAGACCAGGGAGCUGUCAGCUCAGCCAGCGUAAGGCACAAUCCAACGGAGUGCCCCCAGGCAUGGCAGCUGCUGGGAUCUGCAAACCAAACCCAUUCGGCCAAGGAGCAGCCAUGCACAGCGCCGCAGGAGGAGGAGGAGGAGGAGGAGGAGGUGGUUCGUGUGCUGACUCUACCUCUGCAGGCUCAUCACGCUAUGGAAAAGAUGGAGGAAUUUGUGUACAAGGUGUGGGAAGGGCGCUGGAGGGUGAUUCCCUAUGAUGUGCUCCCGGACUGGCUGAAGGAUAACGAUUACCUCCUGCAUGGACACAGACCCCCUAUGCCGUCCUUCAGAGCCUGCUUCAAGAGCAUCUUCCGAAUACACACCGAGACGGGCAACAUCUGGACUCACUUACUAGGUUUUGUGUUGUUCCUCUUCUUGGGGAUUCUGACCAUGCUCAGGCCCAACAUGUACUUCAUGGCCCCUCUUCAGGAGAAGGUGGUGUUUGGGAUGUUCUUCCUUGGAGCAGUGCUAUGCCUCAGCUUUUCCUGGCUUUUCCACACCGUCUACUGUCACUCGGAGAAGGUCUCCCGGACGUUUUCAAAAUUGGAUUACUCAGGAAUAGCACUGCUGAUUAUGGGGAGCUUUGUCCCCUGGCUCUAUUACUCAUUCUACUGCUCACCGCAGCCUCGGCUCAUCUACCUCUCCAUUGUCUGCGUCCUGGGCAUCUCUGCAAUCAUUGUUGCUCAGUGGGACCGGUUUGCAACCCCUAAGCACAGACAGACCAGAGCAGGGGUAUUUUUGGGGUUGGGGCUGAGUGGCGUUGUGCCCACCAUGCACUUCACCAUCGCUGAGGGGUUUGUGAAAGCCACCACCGUGGGCCAGAUGGGCUGGUUCUUCCUGAUGGCAGUGAUGUACAUAACAGGAGCAGGGCUGUAUGCUGCCCGCAUCCCAGAGCGCUUCUUUCCUGGCAAGUUUGACAUCUGGUUCCAGUCGCAUCAGAUCUUCCACGUGCUGGUGGUGGCUGCAGCCUUUGUCCACUUCUAUGGAGUCUCAAACUUGCAAGAAUUUCGCUAUGGACUCGAAGGGGGAUGCACGGACGACUCUCUGCUCUGAGAACAUCUAAUGACUUUAGUACCAGCUUCCUAAGUGCUUUUUUAAACUACUUCUUUGCUAAAAUCAAAGGAAGACUCUCAAUUCUUUGGGUUUUUUGUUUUGUUUUUUUAAGAGGAUGUUCUCCAGCAAAGUCCAUAAUGACCAAAUCCUUGUCCUAUUUCCUAGUGAUUUGCUGGACAUUGCCAAUGGUGGCCAAUAGGAGGAAGCACGUUCAACUAUUAGCCCUUCUUGGGGAGUAAAAACCCUCCACCACCACACAGUGUUCUAAUCACAUUAGGAUUUUCUGUCUAGUGCAGAAAUUCUGUUUCCGAAAGCCAAGGGUGCAGAUUGCCUGCUCCCAGCACAGCAGGGUGGCCCCAUUUUUAGCCCAGUUCUGGAGAGACAGGAAACUCAUGUAUUAGUCCAUGGUCUGGAUCUCCUCCAUAUCUGAAGGAGCAACCCGCCGCCUUCCUGAGGACUGGCCCCAGAGCCUGCAGUGCUAAUGAACAGGGGCUGUUCACAGGUUCAUGUAACUUACCUUUUAACUAUCUUUUUCUUGACACAGUAAUGUAAAUGGAAUAAGAGACUAUUUAAUAUUUAAUACUAAGCUUUAAAGAGAGACUUGGUGCCACUUCAGUGUGUCUGCCCAUGAGCUGUUUGUGGUAACACAGGAGGGUCAGGGCAGUAUUUUAGGGGAAUGUAGAGCUGCUGUAGCUGACUGAAAUAAAAAGGUCAAUAGUUAUUGUCAUG
Molecule: messenger RNA, 2146 nt
Organism: Mauremys reevesii (Reeves's turtle)
Lineage: Eukaryota; Metazoa; Chordata; Testudines; Geoemydidae
Gene: ADIPOR1
Product: adiponectin receptor 1
Exons: 8
Coding region: 167-1417 (416 amino acids)
Biological process (GO): adiponectin-activated signaling pathway
Cellular component (GO): plasma membrane
Molecular function (GO): signaling receptor activity
Source: RefSeq, a predicted model, not a curated record